This is a messenger RNA of Mollisia scopiformis, 771 nucleotides long. RefSeq lists its product as uncharacterized. The coding region runs from base 1 to 771 and encodes 256 amino acids. NCBI's taxonomy places the organism in Eukaryota, Fungi, Ascomycota, Leotiomycetes, Helotiales, Mollisiaceae. The transcript has 3 exons. The record is from RefSeq and is a predicted model, not a curated record.
AUGACUUCGAAUGAUGAGGCGCAAACGCCAGAUCUGGCCACAAUCUUGAGAACUUUAGCUGCUCUUUCACCCCCGAAUCAAACACAGCAACCUCAACAAGCGCAACCGCAAUUCCAAGCAAAACCACAGGCUGAAGUUCCUCCAUAUCAACCAACAAUUCAAAACCACCAACCGCCCGCUCAACCAUGGCCCAGACAGCAACAUCCACAAAUAUCACGGUCAACCACACCACCAGGUUCUCCAAAGAACCAUGUUGAUCCUACGACUAUUAUUGAUUGGAAGGAAGGAUUACAUUGUGUGACGGAUGUUCUAAGCAAAAAUAAAAUAAUCAUUGUUCAAGAAGUUCAACGAAUGAUCAAGGUCCAGAAUGAGCAUGAGUUGCAAUGGUUCAAGGGCCGAGAAGCUCUGAUCGAGAAGCAAAAAGCCAGGAAGGAAGGCCAGAAGCAAAUAGAUGAGGCAUUGAAGGCUGUUGGGGGUACUGUGAUGGCCGGUGAAUCCAAUACCACCCCGGAAGAACUUGCUAGAGAACUCGUUACUUUCGACAUGAAGGUAUACAAAGCCCAGACGGAGAUGACUCGAGAAAUGAGCAGCAGGCUUCGUAGCUUGGGCAUUCCUUUCUUUGGGACUAGGUCAGACUUAGUCAGACCAACAACAAAGGCAGAGGCGGCAACCAGUACGACGAGUACCAAAGAGGGGAAGUUAACGAUCGAUGAACUCGAGCUGGUGAGACUCCAAAGGAAGAUGUUGAAUCAUCUCGAGGAAUAUUGCUAG